Molecule: messenger RNA, 3073 nt
Organism: Oncorhynchus tshawytscha (Chinook salmon)
Lineage: Eukaryota; Metazoa; Chordata; Actinopteri; Salmoniformes; Salmonidae
Product: synapsin-1
Exons: 13
Coding region: 665-2713 (682 amino acids)
Biological process (GO): neurotransmitter secretion
Cellular component (GO): synaptic vesicle membrane; synaptic vesicle
Molecular function (GO): ATP binding
Source: RefSeq, a predicted model, not a curated record
CCCGAAAGGAGAGCAACGCCCCUCAAUCGUAUCUCCUCAGCACCAACCCUCAUCCCAACCUGCCCCUCUCCUCUCAAAGGGAUGCAAGGGAGUGACGCAGGAUAGACGGGAAAACUGCGCCGAACCUCGAAGGAAAGAUUGGAUAGGGGUGAUGCAAGAAGACAAAUUCUGGAAACCCAAAUGUAAAUCACGGAACCUCCGUUCCCUAGAAAAGAGACCGAAGCACGGCCUGUUUGGUCAGUGAACGUGGAUGCCAGACUCACAUGUUAUCUAUUUUACGCAGCCACUCACUCAUGUUUUGUUGGAUACGGCUCGAAUUUGGACAAUUGGAGGUAGGCGAAGCUUAGAUAUUCGUGUUGACUGUGUGUUUCUCAUCGUGACCGAUAAUCCUUCUUCGAGUCAAUUGAAGAGGUCUGAACCUUGAAGGGGAUACAGGCCAAUCCAUCUAUAGAUUUGGAAAUAACAUAAUUUAAUGGAGAUACCUAUUUUAACGACGUAACUUGUUUUUUUUUCUUCUGCGACUCAGGGUUGAUACAUUUCCAACUGAUCCUUCGAUUCAAAUGUCAAAAUAGUGUUAUAGGCUAUUGGUAGGCGAAUUCAUACAUUUGCAUCAGAAAGGAGGAUUCACCAUACAUACACCUUUUCGUAGCCAAACAUUUUCAACAUGAAUUACCUGCGUCGUCGGCUGUCGGACAGCAAUUUUAUGUCCAAUUUGCCCAAUGGGUACAUGACUGAUCUACAACGCCCUGACCUGCCGCAGCAAGACCCUGCAGUAGUGUCGCCUGGACCACCGGAGAGGCGUCUGUCUACCAACCAGCAGUCGGAGGGCACUGGCAGCGGAUCCGGAGCUGGAUUUUUAUCUUCCUUUACUAAAGCUGUCAAACAAACCACUGCUGCUGUUGCUGAGAAAGUCACCGAGGUAGCAGACAAAGCAGGCGUUGCCUCUGGUGCCAAGAUACUCCUGGUAAUUGAUGACCAACAAACAGACUGGGUAAAGGUCUUCAAAGGUAAAAAGGUUCAUGGUGAAUUCGACAUUAAGGUGGAACAGGCUGACUUCUCUGAAAUCAACCUAAUAGCGCAUGCUACAGGGGGCUAUAGUGUUGAUAUCGAAGCAAUCCGGAAUGGAACCAAGGUCACCAAGUGUUUCAGGCCAGACUUUGUGCUGGUUAGGCAGCAUGCCUUCAGUAUGGCCAAGAAUGGAGACCACCGACACAUAGUGAUUGGGUUACAGUAUGCUGGUCUCGCGGGUGUAAACUCUCUACACUCUGUCUACAACUUCUGUGACAAACCAUGGGUGUUUGCUAAUAUGGUGAGAUUGUACAAGCAACUUGGACCAGAGGAAUUCCCACUGAUCGAGCAGGUUUACUAUCCCAACCACAGAGAAAUGAUUACCACUCCUGGUUUCCCUGUGGUGGUGAAAAUGGGGCACGCCCACUCAGGGAUAGGGAAGGUGAAAGUGGACAAUCAAUAUGACUUCCAAGAUAUUGCCAGUGUUGUUGCCCUGACCAAGACCUAUGCCACAUCUGAACCUUUCAUCGAUGCAAAGUAUGAUGUUCGCAUCCAGAAGAUUGGAGACAAUUACAAGGCCUACAUGCGCACAUCAAUUUCAGGGAACUGGAAAACCAACACUGGUUCAGCUAUGCUGGAACAGAUAGCCAUGUCAGACAGGUAUCGGAUGUGGGUGGACUCCUGCUCUGAGGUGUUUGGCGGUUUGGAUAUGUGCGCUGUGGAGGCUCUGCAUGGAAAAGAUGGCAAGGAUUACAUUAUAGAGGUGGUGGGUUGCUCCAUGCCUCUGAUUGGAGACCAGCAGGGUGAAGACCGUGAUCAAAUUGCAGACCUGGUCAUCUCCAAAAUGAACCAGACAGUCCCACGCACUGCAAGUCCCUCUCCUGUCCGUCCCACAGCUGCACAGCCUGUACAGAAAGCUACAUCCUCUCAGCCUAUCUCACAACCCAAAGUGCCACAGGCUCAGCAACGCCCUUCUCCACAAGGUGGCCCACAACAGACACCAACCGGCACUGCCACCCCUCGCCAAGGAUCCCCCUCCCAGCAGCGCCCCUCUCCCCAAGGCCAGCCCCCUUCCCCAGGCCCCAACACCCAGAACCCCCCUGCCCAGACAUCACAGAAAGGAACCAACCCAGGAGCUGGGGCCCAGCAGCGUCCCCCAGGUCAGGGGCAGAAACCCCCCUCUGGUCAGGGAUCCCCCCAGCGAUCCAUGAGCCAGGGGGGCUCCCCUCAAAACCAGAGGCCACAGCAGUCAGGUCCCCAGCUGCAGCAGAGCCCCCCUCUUGGAGGCAUGGGCCAGAAGUCCACAGGGGGCCAGCCCCAGCAGAGGCCCCAGCAGAAGCCAGGUCAGCCUGCCAGGCAGCAGUCCCAGGGAGGAGGCCCCCAGGGCCCCCAGCAGCAGAGGGCUCCAGCCCAGCAAGGUCGCCCUGGGGCCCCCACCACUCAGCAGCCCCGCCUUAGUGCCCAGGGCCAGGGAGGCCCGGGAGGGAAACCUCCUCUGCAGCAGAAGCCCCAACCCCCACAGAAGCCCAACCAGGACCCUCCUGCUAUGGGAGCCAUCCCUCCACUGAACAAAUCCCAGUCUCUUACCAAUGCCUUCAACAUUCCAGAAACUCCAACGCCACGGGCCAGCCUUAGCCAGGAUGAGGUGAAGGCUGAGACCAUACGCAACCUACGCAAGUCUUUUGCCAGUCUCUUCUCAGACUGAGAGAUGGAGUAAGCCCCCUCCUACGCCGACAGACAGACUGAAAGGCAGUCCCUCCCUCUUCCCCUCCCCAACACACAAUGGACCAAUAGAACUAACACCUCCCUAUCAUGGAUAUUGAUGUACAUUGAUGUGAAAAUGCACAUAUAAAACAUCUACUGCCUAUACAGACAUAGGAUCUUAAUUUGAUCAGUAUUGACGUAGCAAAAUAAUCCUGCAGCAAAAGGAUUUUAACAUUAAAUCCAUAAUAUUGCUUGAUCGAUGGUUAAGCUGGCCAAAAUUAGGCUAUGUGAAAAGUGCAAUACUGUUAAUAUAACCCAGGCUGUAUCACAACCUGCCAUGAUUGGGAGUCCCAUGGGGCGG